Lethenteron reissneri (Far Eastern brook lamprey) is the source of this 1150-nucleotide messenger RNA. Its product is annotated as membrane-associated phosphatidylinositol transfer protein 2-like. Gene Ontology annotation, cellular component: cytoplasm. Gene Ontology annotation, molecular function: phosphatidylinositol binding; phosphatidylcholine binding; phosphatidylcholine intramembrane carrier activity. Gene Ontology annotation, biological process: phospholipid transport. Lineage: Eukaryota; Metazoa; Chordata; Hyperoartia; Petromyzontiformes; Petromyzontidae. The record is from RefSeq and is a predicted model, not a curated record.
CAGCCGCAGCAGCUCGCGGACAAAACGUGAGCCUUCAGUCCUUGGCGAUGCGCUCGGGAUGUGCCAGAAUCUAGUGGGAGAGUGGCUCCGAGCAGAAAGUGCAGCCUCCCUGGGUGAGCCUGCGCUGCUGACAAGUUGGGAUCGCCUGUCGCAGCAUUUCCCGACAGUCUGAGCAGCGAUUGUCCCUCUCUCUCUCUCGUCCUCUGGCGUCGCAAGCAUCUCAAGUCUGCCUAUUUCCGUCCCAGCUCUUCGUUCGGCUUGUUCUUGGAAACAAAGACGCUGGAUGUAAUUGGUCGCACACGAUAUUUUAUGGCAAGAGCUACAGAUGCAGAGACUCAGUGAGGAAGCCGACGCAAGCUCGGAUGAGGAGUUUCUGGACGCUCCGGGUGAUAUGUCCACGAUCUCUUUGGAAACGUCCACAUUUCCCGAGCAGAUAAGUGUGGAGAGCCAAGAUGAAGAGGAAGGUAUGUCCAGGAGAGGGGAAGCGUGGGCCACGGAGCCUCGCGUGCUGCUGCUGGUGCUGCACGGCAACGGCCAGGAGCCAAAAUUCACGGGCGCCCUCGGAGCGCGGUCAUCGUCCAGGGACAGGGCGCCGUUUGUGACGGAGGCCAGGUUCGGUCGUUCCGGCAGCGGUGCUGCGGCGCAGGCGGGCGGUGCGGAGGCGCGGUGCGCGCACAAGGACGCUCUCAGCCUGCACUCGGCCAUCGACGCCGUGAGCAGGGCACACUUCCCGGCUGCCGUGGGGCGCGUGAGCGUGAGGGCAGUGCCGUGUCCGCCCAUCUGCGCCAGCGCCUUUGCCAUCCUUACGCAACUGAGUCCGCACGGCUCUGACGCGAGCUGUGAGCCCAGCAACUCGGCCCCGGCGUCUCUGUCCGUGCUGCCGCUCCUGGCGACAUCCAGCCCCCAUUACCAGGAGGCCGUGAGCACUCUGAUCCACCGGAUCAACCACGCUCACCGCGCCUUCCUCUCCUCCUCCGAGGGCACUGCAUUUCAAGGGAAGGUGUGCUUGGUGGGAGACGGCGUGGGUGGGAUCAUGGGGUUCGAUGCCCUGUGCUGGAGCAAACGGGCACCAAGCGACAGCUGGGACAGCAGCCGACAGGGAAGCUUUAAGAGCACUCGUGACCUGAGUUUGAUUCCCGGCUCUAGCUGA